AUGUCCGCUUUUUACUUGUCUCUCUCUCUCUCUCUCUUUUUACUUGUCUCUCUCUCUUUUUACUUGUCUCUCUCUUUUUUCUUGUCUCUCUUUUUUCUUGUCUCUCUUUUUUCUUGUCUCUCUUUUUUCUUGUCUCUCUUUUUUCUUGUCUCUCUUUUUUCUUGUCUCUCUUUUUUCUUGUCUCUCUCUCUCUUGUCUGUCUCUCUCUCUCUUGUCUGUCUCUCUCUCUUGUCUGUCUCUCUCUCUCUUGAUCGGCACCCAUUUACGAAUUUAUCCCUCGAUGUGCUGCCACCCUCAUGCAGCAAACUAGGUACAGUGAACAGUGCUGGUAUCAUGGAGGAUACUGUUGGCAAGGGGUUUCAACCCUGGAAACGUGAGAAUUGCUCGGUCGAUACGACCGCCACUUCGCCGUACGUCUCUCCUUUGGUGACACCACUGAGCAACGCCAGCACGGAUCUAAUCUAUUCAAGAAAUAAUGCAUUGGCUCCGUGUUCUGGUACUUACGCCAGCGACAUCUGUUGUCCAACGACGACAACAUUUACUCAUGCCGAGGGAGACUACUCUUCCGCUUGGAUGCAUAAACUCAACGAUGAUAACGGCCUUGGAGCUUCUAGCUUUCAAAGCAUUUAUCAUAGGGUUUCUCAAAUUCGUAGCCAUCAGCCAGAUUCCCUGACGCUACACCUCCCGGGUAGUCGUAGCCACAAUCUAGGACAUGACAACUCUUCUGUAAACUCAACAUCUGCUUGGUGGGACUUGCAGAAAUCACCGACUAAGUGGCUUUCUGAAGACGCUAACAAGGCUGGCAGAUUAUGCGGCCAGAUAACCACUGGUUAUCCAACCAGUAACUUGAUGACCCUGGGCACCAAAUCGAACUAUCUGACACCAACUCAAAGUAUUCUUCCAGACACGUAUAAAUCGAUAGUCUCGUCUCGCUACGAGAUUGGCUCAACAAAUGUGACCUCUUAUCUGAGCCCUUCUCGCAUCUCUGGUAUCAGUAACAACCGCUCUCAGAAGCGGUACUCUGGCCGGGGUAGUUGUGACUGCCCGAACUGCCAAGAGGCCGACAGGCUCGGACCGGCCGGGGAACACCUGCGCAAGAAUAACGUUCACAGCUGCCACGUACCGGGAUGCGGCAAAGUGUACAACAAGACGUCUCACCUGAAGGCUCAUUUGCGUUGGCAUACGGGUGAACGGCCGUUCAUCUGUAACUGGUUGUUCUGCGGCAAGAGAUUUACUCGCUCAGACGAGCUUCAGCGUCACCAGAGGACCCACACAGGAGAAAAAAGAUUUGCAUGUCCGGUAUGCGAUAAGCGAUUCCUUAGAAGUGAUCAUCUUAGCAAGCAUGUUAAGACUCAUAACGCUAGUGACGGGCGGAAGUCGGCUGGUAGUGAUUCUGGGACGACAGCUGCGGAUGGAGGAAGCAAUGGAAGCACAGGGACUGUAAAGACAGGGUAA
This is a messenger RNA of Acanthosepion pharaonis, 1455 nucleotides long. Lineage: Eukaryota; Metazoa; Mollusca; Cephalopoda; Sepiida; Sepiidae. The record is from the annotation of a GenBank genome assembly.